Messenger RNA from Colletotrichum gloeosporioides, 681 nucleotides. Its product is annotated as GATA zinc finger domain-containing protein 7. Gene Ontology annotation, molecular function: zinc ion binding; sequence-specific DNA binding. The record is from RefSeq and is a predicted model, not a curated record. The transcript is spliced from 2 exons. Gene Ontology annotation, biological process: regulation of DNA-templated transcription. Lineage: Eukaryota; Fungi; Ascomycota; Sordariomycetes; Glomerellales; Glomerellaceae. The coding region runs from base 1 to 681 and encodes 226 amino acids.
AUGGCCUCCAGCCACCACUCCAGCCCGCUUCGCCCUACAUCCCCGACGACUCAUGAAUUAUCGACUCCGCGCAGGCGCCGGAGGUCGUCGCCCAAGGCGAAGCCGGUCGGGGGCCCCGGGGCUUUUGCCGGCAACGCUGGUGAGCAGAACACUGCUGAGGGCGAGAAUUCUACCCGAUUGUCCUUGAGACGCUUGAAGCAAGGCGAAAGCCAUCAAAGGAUUCACCAUGGAGCCUCAGAACUGCUGCGUCUAUCACAAAGCUUCCCCGGCUACCAUGGUCAAUCCGAGGGAGGCGGCUUCCACUCCGCGGCCGACCAAGCCCUCCCCAGCGACAGCGACCUGCACCACAUGGCCCAGCUGUCCCACAACAUCGCCAACAACAUUUUCGACAUCUUCGCGCUGAGGAAGGAAGACCGCGCAAGCAACCGGCGGCGGCAUUCGCAGAGUGCCGUCCACGCGAACGCGAUAUCGCGUAAAGGCGACAAGGGCGGCGGCGAGGUCGGCGAGCUCUACUGCCACAAGUGCCGUCGCACCGAUACCCCCCAGUGGCGGCUCGGCCCAGACGGGCCCAUGACCUUGUGCAAUGUGUGCGGCUUGAUGUACGCGAAGAGACAGCAGAACCAGGACGAUAUGACCAUGUCCGGUUCUUCCAGGAUGAACAGGCGCCUGCGGGCGGAUUGA